This is a messenger RNA of Dentiscutata erythropus, 263 nucleotides long. Lineage: Eukaryota; Fungi; Glomeromycota; Glomeromycetes; Diversisporales; Gigasporaceae. The record is from the annotation of a GenBank genome assembly.
AUAAUAGAUUUCUUUCGCCAGUAGUUGGUGCUUUUUCUUGCGUUAUUGGUGUCAUUCAUUUCAGUGCGGCUUCUUUCGCCGGUAGUUGUGGUUGGCACUUUUCUUGCGUCGUUUGCGUUGUUGGAGUCGAUAAUUUUGGUGUUUAUUUCUCCAGUAGUUCUUCAGGGGCUUCAGAUUUUGUUUCAGGAUUUUCAGAGGACUUUUCUUUUGGAGUUUUUUUCAUUGUUAGAGCCAACCUUUCCAGUGCUUUUUCUUCACGUUAG